Messenger RNA from Malus domestica (apple), 1478 nucleotides. RefSeq names its product IAA-amino acid hydrolase ILR1-like 3. The record is from RefSeq and is a predicted model, not a curated record. Gene Ontology annotation, cellular component: endoplasmic reticulum. Gene Ontology annotation, molecular function: IAA-Ala conjugate hydrolase activity. Gene Ontology annotation, biological process: auxin metabolic process. Lineage: Eukaryota; Viridiplantae; Streptophyta; Magnoliopsida; Rosales; Rosaceae.
UUUCCGGACCAGACUCAACAUAAAUACAAAUUAUGUUGGUUGGUUACUGAAUAGUUAGACGUUCAUGGAGUGGCUGCGGCUGUUGAUAUUGUUAUUUACGUUCACAAACCACGUAUCGUCAUGGGGUUCAGUGGCGGCCGGUUCGAGGUGGGAGGUGAGUCAACUCACUCGAGAGCUGAUGGACUCGGCGCGGGAGCCCGAGUUCUUUGAUUGGCUGAAGAGGGUUAGGAGGACAAUCCACGAGAACCCGGAGCUGGCCUUUGAGGAGGAGGAGACGAGUCGACUCAUCCGAUCGGAACUCGACUCGCUCGAGAUCGGGUACACGUGGCCGGUGGCGAAGACCGGGGUGGUGGCUUCUAUUGGUUCGGGGUCGCAGCCAUGGUUUGCUCUCAGGGCCGAUAUGGAUGCUCUCCCGAUUCAGGAAAUGGUUGAGUGGGAGCAUAAGAGCAAGAACCCUGGAAAAAUGCAUGCUUGUGGGCAUGAUGCUCAUGCAACUAUGCUGCUUGGAGCUGCUAAGUUACUUCAACGCAAAAGCAAAGAAAUAAAGGGCACAAUCAAGCUUGUUUUUCAACCUGCAGAAGAGGGCCGUGGAGGGGCUUACCAUAUGAUAAAAGAGGGUGCCCUUGACAACAUUCAAGGCAUUCUUGGGUUGCAUAUUUCACCGGAAAUGCCUGUCGGAACUAUUGGUUCGAGACCUGGUCCGAUGCUUGCUGCUGCUGGUAGGUUUUUGGUCACCAUUCAUGGGAAAGGUGGGCAUGCUGCAUCUCCACAUUUGGCCACAGAUCCGAUUCUUGCUGCCUGCUUGACCAUCAUUUCCCUCCAACAGAUUGUAUCUCGAGAAACAAACCCUCUAGAGUCCAGGGUCGUAACUGUGGGGUUUGUUGAUGGUGGCCAAGCAGGAAAUGUAAUCCCAGAGACGGUGACAUUAAAAGGCACGUUUCGAAGCAUGACUUCCGAAGGUCUAUACUACCUUCAGCAAAGGAUUAAAGAGGUUACAGAGAUGCAAGCUUCGGUGCAUAGGUGCACAGCAACGGUAGACUUCAUGCUGGAAAAAAUGAGGCCCUAUCCUGCCACGGUUAAUGAUGAAGCAAUGUACAAACAUGCAAAGAGUGUUGGAGAAACUUUGCUCGGGGAACCAAAUGUGAAGCUACUUCCAAUGGGUAUGGGAGCAGAGGACUUUAGCUUCUAUGCAGAAAAAAUGGCUGCUGCAUUCUUCAUGAUUGGGACGAAGAACGCGACGUUUGUAUCGAAAACAGAUUUGCAUUCACCCUUCCUGGUGAUUGAUGAGGAGGUUCUUCCCAUUGGAGCAGCCUUUCAUGCUGCAGUUGCACUCUCAUAUUUGGAUAAUGUUGAUGCUGUUGUGACGCAUUAGGAGCUUUUGACCUAUAUUCACAGUGAAUAACUCAUGUUGUAACUUGAAAUGUUUAUAUCCAUUUAUAAAAAUGAAGAUAUAUCAUUCAUGGGAAAUAAUUUCCGCA